Messenger RNA from Perkinsus marinus ATCC 50983, 843 nucleotides. RefSeq lists its product as hypothetical. Lineage: Eukaryota; Perkinsozoa; Perkinsida; Perkinsidae. The transcript is spliced from 2 exons. Gene Ontology annotation, molecular function: hydrolase activity, acting on carbon-nitrogen (but not peptide) bonds, in linear amides. The annotation marks the transcript as partial. The record is from RefSeq and is a predicted model, not a curated record.
GCAACCGUCACUAUAGCGGCAGUUUCCCCAGGCGGUUAUUUGCCCAGUCCUUUCUGUGAUGAUGGUUAUAUGCUCCACCACGGUGAAAGAGUGCCGUGCACUGCGAGCAUUGAUGGGCAGCUCGCGAGGACUCGGAGGGCCGUAGAAGAAUACGGUGCACAACUUGUUGUCUGGCCCGAAGGUUGGCUGGGACCCUUCAAGAACAUGAGCACCGCGACAGACUUCGUUGAGAGAAAGCUUGGCCCGUUCGCCAAACAACUACAGAUUUCCAUGACCGUCGGCGCAAGCACAGAAGGGUGGGGUAAUCUCGCCUUGACGAUAGGCCCUGCAGGGUUGAUAGAGAACGUCUAUGGAAAGCAGCAUCCGGUCCGUAUCAACGGUGAGAGGAGCGAGCUCGUGUUCGGUUACCCGACUAUGCCGUUGAAUCCGUGGCUGGUUGAUCAGCAUGUCAGUGCACUUUCAGCCGACAGCUAUGGUCGUCUCGGGUCGCUGAUCUGCUAUGAUAUGGACUUUCCGAGUGCAGCUCGGGAGCUUGUCUCUAGAGGCGCUACUCUUAUACUGAACCCCUCCCAGGACUGGUCAGCCAUACGUGAUCACAUCGCCACCGCCGUUUUCCGAGCCGUGGAAAACAGAGUGGCCAUUGCUAACGCCGAUGUCGGCUGGGAUUCGGCAAUCAUUGAUCCCCUCGGGAACAGGGUCGUUGGCUUCGAGAGAGCUGAAUGCACCGAGGAGGUCAUUGUCGGUACCGUGCCCCUAGGGACAGGCACAACCCUCGCGGUGUACCUUGGGGAUUUGNNNNAUCCGCUGAUCAGCACGCGUUCGAACCUCGAAGCCGAGACCUAG